AUGAACUGUGUGAUGGGAACUGACAAGGAGAGUGUAAUGUGGGUGCUGGCUUUUGAGAUUUUCAUCCCGCUCGUCCUUUUCUUCAUCCUCCUGGGUCUGAGGCAGAAGAAGCCAGCAAUUCCUGUCAAGGAAGUGUCCUUUUACAGCGCUGCGCCGCUCACCUCGGCUGGCAUCAUUCCCAUCAUGCAGUCGCUCUGCCCGGAUGGACAGAGAGAUGAAUUUGGUUUCCUGCAAUAUAAGAACUCCACUGUGACCCAGCUGCUGGAGCGGAUCAGUGAAGUGGUUGAACAGAAUCAGCUCUUCACAUCUGAUAGACCUGGUUUAGGUCAAGAGCUGGAGACCCUGCAGCAGCACCUGGAGAGCCUCAGCUCCACCCCAUUACCACAUGACCACAACUUUAACAACAGCCAAGGCUUCACUCUGGCCAGCGUGUUGAAGAAUGAAUCAGUUUUCCAGCAGUUCCUGAUCAAGAACCUUUCCUUGUCUGACUCCAUAGCCAACCUUCUGCUCAACACUCCAGUGAGCCUCGGAGAGGUUUACAGCCUCAUCGUCGGUACACAUUUCGGAGAUGGCGGAGGAGCCCACAGCUGGAUUCAACAGGCCAAGGGCACCACACAAAAACCUAGAGACAGAGUCCUUCAGUUAGAAGACAGCCUCUUAACUGCAUCCACACUUGAGGACCUCACCUGUGGGGACAGGUCCUCUGAGCUGAGCAAGAUUCUGCUGGUACCUGAGAAGCAGCGACCCGUGAUCCAGGCGUAUCGCAAUUCUGUGUGUAGCGAAGGGGCGGAGCAAAAGUCAGCACGCUUCAAGCAGCUGAGCCUGGAGCUGAGAAAGCAGAUCAACACGCAGAGUGUCACCGAGAAGCUUCACCUGCAGCCCAGCUCUUCGGCUCUUCUCUCUCAGUCUAACGUUGGGGCUCUGUUGAAGGAACUGGCUGAUGUAGAGAGGCUUCUGAAGGAUGUGGACCUGCUUUCUAGUCUGGCUCGCCUGCUGCCCAAAGGGGCCUGUGCUGGUCGAACUCCAGCAUCGCCAGCAAACACAACAUGGCCUCUCAAUGCCACCACAUGGGGCCCCAACACAACUGACAUUCCCGGAGAGGGUGAUGAAGGAGGAGAGGAAGGUGGAGGAGCAGGAAGUGGGAAAGGGAAGAAGGAAACGGAGAAUCCUCAUUCUCAGUUUUCAGCAUUUGUACAGUUAUGGGCUGGACUGCAGCCCAUUCUGUGUGGGAAUAACAGGAUAAUUGAACCGGAGGCUUUGAAGCAGGGAAACAUGAGCUCUCUGGGAUUCACCAGCAAAGAACAAAGGAAUUUGGGCCUGCUGGUUCACUUGAUGACUACAAAUCCCAAGAUCCUCUACUCUCCUAUUGGCUCCCAGGUGGACAAAGUGAUUCAGAAGGCCAAUGAGACAUUUGCAUUUGUUGGGAAUGUGACACAUUACACCCGGGUGUGGCUCAAUAUCUCCUCCCAGCUCAGGAAUUUCCUGGAGGAGGGCCAGUUCCACAAGCACCUGGUGUGGCUGCAGCAGUUGUUCUCAGAUCUUCAGCAGCACCCUGAUUUGAUAAAUGGCACAGACACUGAGCUAAUGCAAAGUCUGAUGGAAGGAAACUACAGUCUUCCCAACACUUCCACCUUGCUAGAACAGCUGGACACCAUUGACAAUGCUGCCUGUGGCUGGACACACUUUAUGUCUAAGGUCAGUGUUGAUGUCUUCAAGGGCUUCCCUGAUGAAGACAGCAUUGUCAACUACACCCUGAAUCAGGCUUACCGGGACAACGUUUCUGUGUUUGCCAGUGAGUCGCCUUCGCAUGUCCGACUAGAAAUACGAACCCUGUCUCGAUUUUUUUCUCCAGACAUGAUAGAGAGAGCGAUCAUCAACACAUUUGUGGGGCAUGACGUGGUGGAGCCUGGCAACUACGUUCAGAUGUUCCCCUAUCCAUGCUACACCAGAGACGAUUUUCUCUUUGUGAUUGAGCACAUGAUGCCUCUGUGUAUGGUGAUCUCCUGGGUUUACUCAGUGGCCAUGAUGAUCCAGCAUAUUGUAGCUGAGAAAGAGCACAGGCUUAAAGAGGUGAUGAAGAUGAUGGGUCUGAACAAUGCAGUGCACUGGGUGGCGUGGUUCAUCACGGGCUUCGUCCAGCUGUCCAUCUCUGUCACUGCUCUCACGGCCAUUUUAAAGUACGGCCGGGUGUUGCUCCACAGCGAUCCCUUCAUCAUCUGGCUGUUCCUCACCAUUUAUGCCGUGGCUACCAUCAUGUUCUGUUUCCUGGUGUCAGUAAUCUACUCCAAAGCUAAGCUGGCUUCUGCCUGCGGAGGAAUCAUCUACUUCCUCAGCUAUGUGCCCUACAUGUACGUGGCCAUUAGGGAGGAGGUGGCUCACGACAAGAUCACUGCCUUCGAGAAAUGCAUUGCUUCUCUGAUGUCCACCACAGCUUUUGGCCUCGGCUCCAAGUAUUUUGCUCUAUACGAGGUAGCAGGUGUUGGCAUUCAGUGGCAGACCAUAAGCCAGUCACCUGUGGAAGGCGAUGACUUUAACCUCGGCCUCUCCAUGAUGAUGCUCAUCAUUGAUGCUGGCGUGUACGGUGUGCUGACCUGGUACAUAGAGGCUGUGCAUCCAGGAAUGUAUGGGCUGCCGCGCCCAUGGUACUUCCCACUGCAGAGGUCCUACUGGUCUGGCAGUGGCCGUGUCGAGACCUGGGACUGGCCUUGGUGCGGCGGUGGAGCUGCCCGGCUCAGUGUGAUGGAGGAGGAUCAGGCUUGUGCGAUGGACCACCGGAGGAAUGGUAAAAGCCAACAAUAUGGUGCUCGAGGACAAGAUUCUCAUCUUCUGUCAAUCAGCUUAAAAACACUGUGAUACACACCAACUUUAGUAAAGGAUAAAUAUGAUUUAUCCAUCCAUAAUAUCAUAAUAAUAUUAAAUAUUAUUAUUUCCUUACACAGGAACCUUUCCAAGUUUGCAUGUUUGUCCAUCCUGACAGGAUUGUUCCCGCCCACUUCUGGCUCUGCCACCAUCUAUGGCCACGAUAUCCGCACUGAGAUGGAGCGUAUUCGACAGAACCUCGGGAUGUGUCCACAGCACAACGUCCUGUUCGACAAGCUGAGUGUGGAGGAGCAUCUGUGGUUCUACUCUAGGCUCAAAGGCAUGGCUGAAGAAGACAUCUGCAAGGAGAUGGACAAGAUGAUUGUUGACCUGGAGUUGUCCAAUAAGCGUCACAGCUUGGUGCAGACAUUGUCUGGUGGGAUGAAGAGAAAGUUGUCUGUCGCCAUUGCCUUUGUUGGUGGUUCCAGGGCCGUCAUCCUAGACGAACCGACCGCAGGGGUGGACCCCUACGCCCGCCGAGCCAUCUGGGAUCUCAUUCUCAAGUACAAACAAGGCCGCACAAUUCUGCUGUCGACCCACCACAUGGAUGAAGCCGACCUUCUGGGAGAUCGCAUCGCCAUCAUCUCACACGGGAAACUCAAAUGCUGUGGCUCCCCGCUCUUUCUCAAGAGCACUUAUGGAGAUGGAUACAAGCUGACACUGGUCAAGAAGCAGAGCGAAGGCCGAGGCCAGGCCAGCCAGUUCCAGCCUCCGUCUCUGUCUCCGUCCUCCUCGCUGUCGCCUUGCUCAGAAGUUCAGGUCACUCAGUUUAUUCGUCAGUUUGUGGCUUCCUGCCUGCUGGUGUCCGACUCCAACACUGAGCUGUCCUACGUGCUGCCGUCUGAGGCUGUCAAGAAGGGCUGUUUUGAGAGGCUGUUUCAGGCUUUAGAGAAGAGCUUGGACUCCCUGGCACUGACUAGUUUUGGGGUAAUGGACACCACCUUAGAGGAGGUCUUUCUCAAAGUGUCUGAAGAGGACCAGUCUCUUGAAAACAGCGAUGCUGACAUAAAGGGUUCGCCGGGGGGGAGCUCUGUAGGGAAAUCAUCAAUCGGUUCAGAAGGUUUGGGGGGACCACAGGGUGAGACAGGAUCCCAAGUGGAGCCUGAGAAGCCGACGGUGGAACUAAACAAUCUGGUGAAGUGCUCCACACUAAGCCAGAGCCAGUCUUCUCUGAUGUCCUCCUCAUCUGUCGGCUCAGUGAGAGGCGAUGAAGGAGGGCUGUAUACCGACUUCUAUGGAGAUUACUGUCCACUCUUUGACGACAGACAGGGGGCUGACUCUGCUAGCCUCCAGGGAGAUGCAGAGAACCCCUCGUCCCCAGAGCCAGAGGUGCUGGAAGGGCAGGGCACGUUCAAGCUGGAGGGAGAUUUGCCACCCUUGAUCUUGUCCCCAUCUCAGUAUCAUAACUAUACCCAACCAAGAGGCAACUUCAUCCCUUAUGCCAAUGAAGACAGACCCCAGUACAGGAACAAGCUGUCACCAGACGCCAGCCCACAGAAGAUGAUCAACUCCUUCCGCCUGCCCUCGGGUAUCGGUGCUACUUGCAUCCUCAAAACCCCCUUCAACAGCACCCUGGACCAGCUGGCACAAACCCUCAACCCCAAUGCCAAUAACUCCAAAACCCUAGCUGCCAAAUACUUUGAUUCUAUGUGUCUGGACUCCUUCACUCAGGGCGUCCCCCUCUCCAACUUUGUCCCCCCACCACCUUCGCCAGCACCUUCAGAUGACCCAGACUCUAAUUUUGAGGACGGUCUGUGGAACCUAACAGUCACUCCUCCAAUUACAGUUCAUAGUAAAUAUGGUGGUUUAACAGUGGGCAACAUUCAGAAAUCAAUCCCAACAUCUUUUGGGAGAAAUCUACCACCUAUGGUUCGCAAAAUAGCGGUGCGCAGAUCAGCUCAGGUUCUCUACAACAAUAAAGGCUACCACAGCAUGCCAACGUAUCUGAAUGUCCUCAACAAUGCCAUCCUGCGUGCCAACAUGCCUCCCUCCAAGGGCAAUCCUGCUGCCUACGGAAUCACAGUAACAAACCACCCGAUGAAUCGCACCAGUGCCAGCCUUUCUUUAGACUAUUUGCUCCAGGGCACAGACGUAGUGAUUGCCAUCUUCAUUAUUGUAGCCAUGUCCUUUGUCCCAGCCAGCUUUGUGGUUUUCCUAGUAGCAGAAAAAUCCACGAAGGCCAAACACCUGCAGUUUGUCAGUGGCUGUGACCCAGUCAUCUACUGGCUAGCCAACUAUAUCUGGGAUAUGCUGAACUACCUGGUGCCUGCUACCUGCUGUGUUAUUAUUCUGUUUGUGUUUGACCUGCCAGCCUACACCUCUCCAACAAACUUCCCUGCUGUCCUCUCCCUCUUUCUUCUCUACGGUUGGUCGAUCACUCCCAUAAUGUAUCCUGCAUCCUUCUGGUUUAAGGUUCCCAGUACAGCCUAUGUCUUUCUCAUAGUCAUCAACCUCUUCAUAGGCAUCACUGCAACUGUUGCAACCUUCCUUCUCCAGCUCUUUGAACACGACAAGGAUUUGAAAAAAGUGAACAGUUACCUAAAGUCCUGUUUCCUCAUCUUCCCCAACUACAACCUGGGUCAUGGCCUGAUGCAGAUGGCCUACAACGAGUACAUCAAUGAAUACUACGCUAAAAUAGGGCAGUUUGACAAGAUGAAAUCACCGUUUGAGUGGGAUAUUGUGACUCGAGGACUUGUUGCAAUGACAGUCGAAGGCUUUGUUGGCUUCCUCAUCACCAUCCUCUGUCAGUACAACUUUCUGAGGAACCCCCCGAGGGUGCCGGUCAGCUCCAAGCCCAUCGAUGACGAUGAUGUAGACGUGGCCUGUGAGAGACAAAGAGUGCUGCGUGGAGACGCUGACAAUGACAUGCUGAAGAUCAAGAACCUAACCAAGGUAUACAAAUCCAGAAAGAUGGGACGUAUCCUUGCAGUGGACCGCCUGUGUCUGGGCGUCCGGCCCGGAGAGUGCUUUGGAUUGCUCGGAGUGAAUGGAGCUGGGAAAACCAGCACCUUUAAGAUGCUGACAGGAGACGAGUGCACUACUGGAGGAGAGGCUUUCAUUAACAGGAACAGUAUCCUGAAGGACCUGUUACGUGUGCAACAAGGUAUCGGCUACUGUCCACAGUUUGAUGCUCUGUUUGAUGACCUGACAGCCAGAGAGCAUCUGCAGCUUUACACUCGCCUCCGUGGCAUUCCUUGGAAAGACCAAGAAAGGGUGGUGCAGUGGGCACUGGAAAAGCUGGAGCUGUCCAAGUAUGCAGACAAACCAGCUGGCACUUACAGUGGAGGAAACAAACGCAAGCUCUCCACUGCCAUUGCUCUCAUCGGGUACCCAUCACUCAUCUUCCUGGAUGAGCCCACCACUGGGAUGGACCCGAAGGCCCGCAGGUUCCUCUGGAACUUAAUCCUGGACAUAAUCAAGACCGGACGUUCUGUAGUGCUGACGUCACACAGCAUGGAGGAGUGCGAGGCCUUGUGCACCAGACUGGGCAUUAUGGUGAAUGGCAGGUUUAAAUGCCUGGGGAGCAUCCAGCACCUGAAGAACAGGUUUGGAGAUGGCUACAUGAUCACAGUGAGGACAAAGAGCAGCUCCAGCGUCAAAGAGGUGGUUCGAUUUUUCAACAGAAACUUCCCCGAGGCUCUGCUGAAGGAGCGUCACCACACCAAGGUGCAGUACCAGCUGAAGUCUGAGCGCAUGUCCCUGGCUCAGGUCUUUAGUAAGAUGGAGCAGGUGGUGGAGGUGCUGGGUAUUGAGGACUACUCUGUCAGUCAGACUACUCUGGAUAAUGUGUUUGUUAACUUUGCCAAGAAACAAAGCGAUAACCUUGAGCAGCAGGAUGUGUCGCCGCUGGGCAGCGGAAAGUCCCCCCUGCAGCGCAUCUUCAGCCUUCUAAAGGCUCGAACGGCCAACACAGAACUCAACGCUCUGAUCAGCGAGGCGCCAGAAGAGCUGGAGAGCGAUGAUGAUGAAGGUCUCAUUAGCUUCGAAGAGGAACGGGUGCAGCUCUCUUUCAACACAGACACCCUCUGUUAAAAUGAGCUACUUUAACAUCAGAGAGCAGAGGGGAGGGCAGAGGGGGGACCCCUGAUCCCACUGGUCUGAGCUAUGCGUUCCUGAGAGUAUGGCACCGCGACCCUGAGGAGGACCAAAACUCUCUGAACUCAGCACCUGAGCUUCAGUAUUUCAGGCUUCAGAUGGACUCUGCACUAGGACGGCAACAUUAUACUUUGAGUGUGUGAAUUUGAACCCUUUAUGAAAUGUUAAAAACCAAGUCUUUGAUUCCACUGGUGUCUCUGAGAUGAGUGGAGUCACCCCCUAAUCACAAAGGGUCCUUGUUACUCUGUAGACCUGCCUUGAGAGCAUGCUGUGAUGAUGAUAAUACACCCUGUUUUUCUGUGCUAAGAUUUAUUUUGAAGGUCAAGGCAGCUACAAACUGCUGGGCUGGUUUGUUUGUUUAAAUCUUUUUUGUUGUUGUUGUUUUUUUGUGGGGGGGUGCACCCUGUAGGGGGCGUGAGUGGACCUGUGGGGGAGCAGGAGGCCUUCUUGCCUUCUUUGAUGUUACCAGGUGAAUGUACACGGGUGUUGUCAUGGUGAUGCCUCCUCCUCUCGGUUUGUACACGUGGUCGCUUUCUUUUCUGUUUUACAUAUUAGUAUUUUAUUUAUAUUAUUAUUAUUUUGUGAAUAUUAUUAUACGUUCUUAUGUUGUGCAUUCUGGUGAGAAGAUCCUCUGUAAACGGGGCACUGUGUAUAAUAAGAACAAUAACUCACCUGCAGUGUAACAGCCUGAACCGUGGAUUGAACUCCUGACAACAACUGCACUCCUAUCACUGUGACACUAACAGGGACCUUCAGAUCACACUUGCAGUAAUGUGUGGGUACGCUCCAUGUUUUAUGAUUUGCAGAUGAACUUCAACACAUUACAAAACUAUGGCUCUCUCACUGACCGUGUGUUGAUAUGUUCUCUCUCAUGUUUCGUGAUAACUGAGUUGUCCUGUCAUCAACAGCUCCUGUGUUGCUUCUUGUUUCACAGCGAGCUGCUGGUUUGGUUAUUACUCUGGUACUGGUGGGCUUUUUCCCUGUUGCAGAUGUUAUCAUUAAAAAAGAGUAACUGUCAUCCUUUCAUGUCUGAGAUUGUGAGCUUGACGGAUAAAAGCAAGUCUGUCAUGGACUGUAACAACUGUAUGUCACCUACAGCCACUGGAGUUUUCACUCAUAGUUUAAAAUAAAUCUAAGCUGUAUGUUUUGGGAUGUAAACAUCAGAUUCAUAUGUGAACCUUUAAUAACGCCAUUGCAGCGUGUGUCUGAUUAAACGACUGUUUCUGAACUGUAACUUACACUGAACAGAUGCUCGUCUUAUGCUUUGUGUUUGUUGCAACACUGAGCUUCGUCUCACACAUCUGCAGCUCUGUGAACCUCUCACUCUGAUUAUAAAAACGAGUCACGUGUCCAA
Neolamprologus brichardi is the source of this 8308-nucleotide messenger RNA. The record is from RefSeq and is a predicted model, not a curated record. NCBI's taxonomy places the organism in Eukaryota, Metazoa, Chordata, Actinopteri, Cichliformes, Cichlidae.